AUGAAGCUGGUAAGGUUCUUGAUGCGAUUGGCCAACGAGUCAGUGGUCGUGGAGCUGAAGAAUGGCACUAUGAUCCAAGGUACCAUCGUGGGGGUGGACGUGGCCAUGAACAUGCACCUGAAGAAUGCCAAGAUGACCGUCAAGGCACGGAACCCGAUAAAUGUGGAUAACAUCACCAUCCGGGGCGCUACCAUUAGGCUAGUCCUCAUAUCAGACUCGAUACCUCUGGAUACGUACCUUAUUGAUGAUGGCACCUCCAAGGUGAAGACUGCCGAAACGAACACUAAAAGGAAGUCCAGGACGCGUUAA
Molecule: messenger RNA, 309 nt
Organism: Gregarina niphandrodes
Lineage: Eukaryota; Apicomplexa; Conoidasida; Eugregarinorida; Gregarinidae
Product: small nuclear ribonucleoprotein Sm D1
Exons: 1
Coding region: 1-309 (102 amino acids)
Biological process (GO): spliceosomal snRNP assembly; RNA processing
Cellular component (GO): precatalytic spliceosome; commitment complex; U12-type spliceosomal complex
Molecular function (GO): RNA binding
Source: RefSeq, a predicted model, not a curated record